CCAAGCAAUGUGAAAAUAAUUAACUCACGUUAAUUGAAAUUUAAACAUCUGUCCAAGCCCUCUUUUAAAAUGCAACACAUCAUGAAUCCCAAUCGCCAUCAAGGGCCACCGUGAACCAGAAAAUACAGUCGGAAAGGUGAAAAUAAAGCGGCGUGAGAGGAGGUUGGAUCAGCUGUUUCACCACAACAGAGGCGGCGACCGGGGAAGGAUGAGACAACGGCUACCUACUCAUUUUUGCCAAUAAUGUCAAGUACCGGGCAUUCCACGAGGGUUCCCGGUCUCCGCCAGCAGGGUAGACAUCAUCUCUUGCAGAAACUUCACUUUAGAGAACUGUAUGGGGAAACCAGACAGACUCGCUCCCGCCCCAGGCAGCGACUAUUUUACCAGUUACCCCAUCGGUUGGCAUUCUCUUUGGCUCAGGUGGCCCCAACAUCCGCACUAGCAGCAGGGCACAUAUUUUUAGGGUUCACAAAAUGCGGUCAGUUUGUCCUUUCAUACACUCAUUCUUGUGACACAGAUGAUCACACACUGCAAAUGAUACACAGGUACAGGCUCCACUGGUGGGUGUUUGUACCAUAUGCACCAUUGAGAAAAGUAGCAGAGGUAAUGCUCUUUGGUGACCAGGACCUCCAGGAGAGUGUGUAUGAGAAUAUAUUCAUCUCUGUGUGUCAAUGGCCAAAGGACCUCUCCAAAAUUCUUGUUUAUGGCUGCAGUAUGAUUGAAGGUCUUGAUGGCAAUUCUUCACAAACUCGUCGGUGCUAUAUCACUAUUACAGCUGUCCCUUCACUUGAUAAUUGUUCAGCUUGCUACCAAGUGGCUACGUCAUAUGAAGAAGAUGAUUUAGCCGAGCGGUGGAACAGCUGUGCACGAUUCAGCUGCCUACAACAUGGGAUCACUGUGCACACCAGCUUUGAGAUGGUGCCUCCUUUCCCAAGAUUCCUCCCAAAUGUACAAAUGAAGCGGGAGGGCUUUGUGGUGCUUAAUGCUGGCAAUUUUAUCCACGUGUUGAAUGUUAAUCUCGAAAACAUGGACAGAAAGAUGAAGGAGGUAGAGACAGAAAUAUUAGGUAUGAGAAUCAAUGAGAUAAGUUCUGUGGAGAGAGAUGAGGAGGAGGAGAGUGAUGAUGAGAGAGAGCAAGGGAAAAUUAAAGAAAAUAGGGCCUCUUCAGGUAAGCAGUACUGUGGAUCAAGCCUCAGAUCAGGCAAAGAGUUCAAUGUGAUGGACAGCUCAAGCAGUGAUGUUGACCUGGAGGCAGAUGGUCGGAGUAGUUGUGAGGAAGAAGAAGGAACUCACAUUGAAAAGGAUCUAAGCAGUAUUGAGUCUAGUACAAGUAGUCUGAAAGUUACGUUGAACACUGGGAGUAUGUGUGGGUGCAGUAGUUCAAUGAGUGAUAAAGACAGAGAAUGGGAAAUUCUGAUUGGAAGUGUAGCACCAAGAAAUGAUGAGAGGGCAAGAACUGAGGGUUGUAAUAACAUUCAUAGGAUGUGUGAAAAUUAUCAAAGGGGCAGUACCAUGGAGGGUCAGGGUAUGUCUCAUAGACUUGACAUCAAUGACUGUGAUAAAAGUCCUGGCAGUUGUUUAGAUCAAGACGAUGGUGCCACAGCUGUCCAGGGCAUCGUUCGUAAUCUCUCGCUCAAAGAUUUUCAAUUGCCUGAUGAUUCUCCAUACCAUUUUUAUGGAGAAAGUGACACUUUUAACGAUAAUGACUCAGACGACUCAACCAGGUGCUCGCAUAUAAGUGAAGAUUCUCGCCUGGGCCGCUCAGAUCUCAGGGACACAGUGAGCAUUAGUGAUAGGUGUAAGAAUGGAACAAAUUGCUGUGGAAAUAAUAUAAAGGCCGAUGAUUGUGCCUUUAAUACUCAACAACAGGGUAGAAUGGUACUUAGAAGUUCAAGUGAAAGUUCCUAUGGGGAGAAGACACCAGUGAAACUCGCAGAAAAAGAAUAUGAAUUCAUAGAUGAAAUUACGGACUCCCGACAUGAAAAACUUAGUGUGUUCAGACGAAGGCGACUGGCCGACAAGAAGUACGAAUUCUCAGAUGAGAACAUAGAGAAUGUUCCUCAAAAGUACAGCAGUUUCAGAAACCAGAGUCGGAGAUUGAUCAUGAGUCCCUCUCGGUCACCACGGUUCCGCUCAAUGGGUGUGCCAUUGUCCGAAUUAUCCAUAGAAUUGGGUGAGUCAUCCGGCUUCAUAAGAUCCAUGUACGAAAAGCUUCUAAGUCCAACCUCGGGUAGUGGCUCUCCCAGCGAUGUACUCAGACCCAUCAACCAGAAUAUCACUAGUCCCAUCCUAUCGCCUCGAGAUGAUCGCUGGAGAGAAGAAAUUGAUCGAUUAGAAAAGGCUGAACUACAAAGAUGGAGUUCAAGAGAGAGUUUAGGCUUGUAUGCGCUGAGUCCUGGAUGUGUACAGAAGGCAUCAGAGAAAUCUUCAAAUGCUACUCCAGCUAAUGCUCCAGAUCCUACACAGUCUCAGGCUCUGAAUUGUGUAGUUGACUUCAACCGGAGAUAUAUUGAAGUUGAUGAUGAACUUGUGUCAAUCAUCACUGAUAUAGAAGAUGAUGAGUUGGGAACAGCCACUGGUUAUCACAAUGCACUACCUCUGGAAGUCCAUGGGUCAGGAUACACACAGAUGCAUAUGAUAUCUAAUACCAAAGCUGAGAAACUGAUGGUGCCUGGUGUGCUUGUGAAACAGGUCAGCCUAGAUGUUGAGCAGUUUUGUCAUGAGAUGGCCCAAAGACUUUGUACUGAAGCAGGCAAGAAGUACUUCUUUUGCAAUGACUAUAAUGUUGAAAUUGUUGAUGUAUGUCCCAGCAGUGGAAAUAUAGUUGCCUUAGCCUCUGUGCUUGUUCAGGCAGCAACCAUGGUCAAGGGGCUUGGCAAGACAGUUCGAUCUCCACUCAGUUCUCUUACUCGAAAGCAAUACAAAACUACAGCAACAUUCAUUUUCAAUAUGGAUACCAAGCAGUAUUAUCUUGUAGAUAAGGAACCAUUACUUGAAGAAGAUCCAUACAGCCUAGAGAAUAUGGAGGGAGAUGUAGGUGAUGAGAGAUGGUGGCAGAGUGCACGACAAACAGCUCGCCAGUUACGAACUCAGUGGGCUGUACCAACAGAUUAUUAUUCAAGUGUAAAAGUUUUAACCAAUGAACCACUUUUAAAAGGUAAAUCACUGAACCACAUAAUGGAAGGACAGCACCUGGUAGCAUUAGUACUUGGUCCACACCAGCAAGGACUAUGAGAUAACCCAACUUUAUCAACAUGUAUUUUCAACUUGAGCAAGAGUGUAUGACAUUGCUGAACAUAUGCUUCCUCUUCCACAAUUUAGGUUUUUCACAUUGCCAUUUUUUUGCUCUGAUAAGGAAGCUGAAUGCUUAAUCUUCUUUUAAUGCCAACACUGUGAUUUGGACUAGCAUAUACCAACUUGUUCUUUGGGAUAUCAUGCAUUUUAGCCAUUGCUGCCUUUUUUCAUGGUAGGAUGUUGAGAACAAGGCACUCUCUCCUAUUGUGCUAAUAACUUGGACCUGCAAAGUAAACUGUUAGCAAACAAGAAGAAUCAGGAUAAUAGACUUCACUGAUUUCACAGUACAUACUUGUGACUAGUUCAUUUCAUGAAAUAUUAGAAGAAAAGCUCUCCAAGCAACUUGGGUUGUAUCCAUUCAGAUUUGUACAUUGAAUACUUUACCAUAAAUUCAUGCGUAGCUUCAGAUUUAAGUCAGAUUUGAUAAUAGAAUGAUGGCAGCCACUGGAGCUAUGAAGUUUUUCAAGGGAGUUGACUUAGGGGCAUUUUUAAUGAAAGGAGAUCUAAGAAAUGAUUUUGAGUCUGGAAAAGAAGUUGAUAUGAUUUACAUUUCAGGUGAUUUAACGAGUUUAAUACCACAGCUUGACGUGAUUUAGGUUUAUUUAAUCUAGAAGCCAAUCUCAGGUUAUUUGUUCUCUCUUGACAUUGUGAUUUAGUUUUCCUUUUUUGCUUGAUAAGUGCCUUUUAUCACUUCAAUGGUGGAUGUUUUGUGUCAUAUUCAAAUGCAACACAUUAGUGAUAAACCUGCAAAGAAGGUUGGUAGGUUUUCUGGGUUAACAAGUUUUAUUGUUCAGAACUAUUAUUUUAUCCAGUUUAUGGACUGUAUAGUGAGUUCAUUCUGUCAUUGUCUUUUGUCUUAAUUAUGAUCCUAUUUAUUUCUUUAAAAUGACGAUAAUUGAUAUUGUUAUCAUUUGAUGCUCCUGAUGCUGCUGUACAAGUCUUCAAAGUAGAAUGUUGCUACAUGAUAGCUUAGUAUUGUGAAAGAUGAAUUUAGCAAUAUAUGGUAUGCGGCAUUUAUAAGCAAAUGCAACAUAGGAUGGCUAAGUUAUAGCUCUUCUAAAUCAGGGAUCCCUCGUCACAAGCAGCAUAAAGCAUUGCUGCUCUCUGUAGGGAAGGGAAAUUAUCAGUGUUCUUGUGUGUAGAAUAUUGUUUAUAGCAUGUGAGUUUUUUUAUGAUCUGUUUUCAAUAGCAGGAGCAAAAAAGUAUUUUGGAUUCAAUCUGUCUUUCAAAUUUGUUCACUUUCGUUUUCAUAUUUUCUCUCUCCUGCUCUUCUGAUUUUGCCCUGUUUCCCUCUUUCAUUUACUUUUAUUUCCUUCUGAAGAAGAAAGAGCAGCUAACAGUAAGACCUCAGGGCAUUUCAUAAACAGGGAUUUUCAUUUAACAACAUCUUUCUUUCUGCAUUUCUGCUUAUUUUCAUCACUUAUAGGAAAUGGCAUCUUUUGAGAAUCAUUCAAUCCCAUGUUAAUCAUGGCAGGAACAUGAUGAAUACACAGUGUAUUUCAUACACUAGAAGUGCAGUUGCUUCAGGACAAUGAAAAAAAGCUUUGGCAUAAGAAUAUCCUGCUAAGUGGUUGCUGAAGAUAUUUAUGAAACCUUUUUUUCUACCUAUACUAAUGUGAUAGGCACUCAUAAUACUAAGAUUAUUUGAGAUUAAAGAUUAAGUUAUGCUGUGAUGCAGCCAUCACUCAAGAAUGAAAGAUAGUGUAAGCAGUGAAAGUUGAUGCUUUGGGAGACAAUGUAUGUGAUUUAUGGUUGUAAAUUAAGAGUAUGGAAGGCAGAUUUUGGGAAAGAGGGUUACUGCACUCUUUCUUAAUCUUUCUGGAAUUAAUGUUAGAAAUUCUUAAAUAUUUUGUCUUGUUAGCAGCACUCAUUUCAUGACAUGCUAACAAACACGUAUUUAUUAGAAAGCAGGAAAAUGUAUUUCAAAGUCACUGUUGCAUGCAGUUUUAGCUCAAUACAUCAACAGAAACUUGUUUGUUUUUCCUGUUGUAGGACUGUGUAUCUCAGAUGUCUGAGGAUAUAUUACUGAUGUGGAACUAAUGGUCCAAAAAGCAUUUUUAAGCUGUGUCUGUAUGUCCUUAGGAUUAGUACAGAAAAUAAUUACAGAAGAUUGAAGGAAUUUCUCUAGAUGGUUUUGAAUGUAAAGAUCUUCAGGUAUUCCUAGAACUGUGGAGAUUUUUUCUUUUUCUUUUUUUCUCUGAAAUUCUGUCUAACAUCUUUUCAUUAUUUGUUAAGAUAACUAGGGUUAAAAAGGAUUGAUGAGAUUGAAUCUUAACAUCUCACCUGUAGCCCAUAAUGGUGCUAGACUGAGAUUGCCUCCAGCUAUUUUUUAUGGAUAGAAACAAAGAGAAAAAAAGAAAAGAAAAGGAUUAUUUUUUCCUAAUUUUAUUUAAUUCUUAUUAAUUUAUCUUUUCUCCUAAUAUACGCUCUUCUUGAUUGUGCGGGUACUAAAGUGGGACGUACAAGAUUUCCUUCAACCAUACAUCCUCAUUUUUUGUAUCAAUACCAUUUUCAUAGUCAGUGACAUUCCACAUGUAAUUCAUUUAAAUAGCUUUAUAUAGUAUGUGGCUGAGUUCUUCAUUCUUUCCUUUUUUCGUGUCUCCUUUUCUACAGCAUUUUGUUAUAUUGCUAUAUUGCUACAGUGACUCUCCUGAAGUUUAUUUUCUCGGACUUGGUAACAUAGGAAAACUAGAAGCUCCUGUUGAUUUCCAAUUAUUUUUUUCUGGUAUUGAUAGAUGAAUUAAUUUUUAUUUACUCAAUAUCUUUGUCUUUGUCCUUUUUUUUUAUAUAUAUAUACUUUUCCAACAAAUACUUUGCACAUGAUAUAGAAAUAUGUAUUAUAUUUUGUGAGACCUUCAUCAGCGUUAUUAGACAAAUGUUCUGAUUAACUAUUCAGAAACUAUGUACUUUUAGUCUAGAGAUGUUAUAGGUUGUGAUCAUUAUUAUUUUAUAUUGAAUUUGAUCCGUAUCGGUGGAUUUCCUUUCCUCUUCAUCAGUUGAUUUAGGUAUAUAUGCUGGACAGAUUCUGUAGUAUAUAUACUAAAUAUGCUUAAUAUUCUAUACAUUGCAUACUUUGACAGAAAUAUUUUGAACAUAUAUUUUGUAGGGGGAGAAUAUGACAUGUUUUUUAUACAGUACAUAAAGCAUAAUCUGUCCAUUUGUUUAUUAAACCUGUGGUAUUUGUUUCUUUGAAGGAGUUUAGAGUGGCCAUGUAAUUUGACUCAGGGUAUGUUUAUUUUAUAUGCAUUAUUAUGUUUAGUUAUGUGUUGUUUUUUUGUUUAUUUUACUUGUAUUCUUUGAUAGCAUAAUUUUUUUCCCAUAUUCCCAAUAAGAUUUACAUGUACUAUUGAUUGUUUCAUGGCGUUUUUUUUUUUUUUUCCAUUUCAGAUUAAUAUAGGACUUCUUGUCAGUGUUAUUAUUUUUGUUUAUUUUAGCAAAAGGAAAAUAUAUGGACCAAGUAUAUGGCAGAUUGUAAAGGAUAGAUUUUUUUCUUCUUCUGCUUCUACUAUUUCUUCUUCUUCUUCAACUUUUUUCUUUUUCUACUUCUACUACUACUACUCCCUUUUGUAACACUGAUUUAAUAUUCACUUAAUAAAAGAAAAAAAAGAAGUUAAGGUCUUGUUUCCCCAUGAAGAUUAUUUUUCAUUUUAAUAAUCACAAGAAGAAGAAGAAGAGAAAAAUAUGAGGUUUACUGUAUAGAAAAAUCUUCAUGUCAGUCUGUGUAGACUCAAAAAAGUUAGAUGUUUAACUGCCAUUAUAUUGUAAGCACGUUAUGUUUCAUAGCGAUAACUCUGUCCGACUUGUCCUUAGGCUGUAAAAUGUGAAAUACUAAAAUCAAAGUUUGAAUCUAUAAAAUAUAAGUGCUUGAUAAAUAAACCUGUAACACAAUGAACCUUUUCUUACAUUGGACAAACCAGCAAAUGCUUAUGGAUAAUUUUUGACCAAGUUCAAAAGUCUCGUAAUUAAGAGUAAAAACACUAUGAUUAUUUAUACCAAAGAGUAAUUCAUGUUCAUUCUGCCACCCCAAUUUUUUAUUUAUUUAUUUGACAAAUCAGGAAUAUAAUCCUCUUUUAAGGUUAUCAUGUUUUUCUAUUGCUUUGGAUUUACAAAGAAAUGACCCUAUUAUAUCUAAGACUGUUAUUAUCACAUUUGUUCUGUGGAUGUAAGUAGGAUAAGAGAAACAAAGCAGGUUGUCUGAAUGUAAUCCAGUUAUCAAAGUUCAUUCCAUGUUUUACCCACUAAUUGAGUUAUUUUUAGAUAUUUUUUACUCCCCACAAAAAUUUGUUUGUACUGACUGGGUUUUCAUAUUCUGCAAUGUUAUACCCCUUAAUGGAAAACGUGUAUUGGUUUUGUAUAUUGUCAUUCAUAGAUAUUUUCAGAUAAAGAAAGUAUCUUCCUUGUAAUCAUGUAUUUUUGGUUUUGUUUUCACAUGUUGCUCAUAUUUCAAUACCAUCUCUUUCUUGUGUCUUCUUGCCUACUAAAGGAUACAAAGGAGACAGAUUUGCUCAUUCUACUGUAGUUAUUAAACAGUUGUAAUUUUGACUGUACCAAGUCUGAUGAACUUCUCACUCUAUAUGUAUAUUUUUUAAUUUCCAUUACUCUUUUCUUUUUGCUAAGAAGACUUUGAAGGCAGUUACAGUAAAUUAGAGAAUAGAUACAUUACUACUUUGGAUAUCAUCAUCUACAUUUGUGUACUUAUGUAACAAUUAUCUGUGACCAAUACAGCAAUAUUUAUUUUA
Molecule: messenger RNA, 8033 nt
Organism: Penaeus vannamei (Pacific white shrimp)
Lineage: Eukaryota; Metazoa; Arthropoda; Malacostraca; Decapoda; Penaeidae
Biological process (GO): protein ubiquitination
Cellular component (GO): Cul4-RING E3 ubiquitin ligase complex
Source: RefSeq, a predicted model, not a curated record